Talaromyces amestolkiae is the source of this 2436-nucleotide messenger RNA. RefSeq lists its product as uncharacterized. Gene Ontology annotation, molecular function: actin binding; small GTPase binding. NCBI's taxonomy places the organism in Eukaryota, Fungi, Ascomycota, Eurotiomycetes, Eurotiales, Trichocomaceae. The transcript is spliced from 3 exons. Gene Ontology annotation, biological process: actin cytoskeleton organization. The coding region runs from base 1 to 2436 and encodes 811 amino acids. The record is from RefSeq and is a predicted model, not a curated record.
AUGCUUUCGAACACCCAAGCCCCGACCAUCUUCGACGACGCGACUCGCUCGCCGACAAAGACGUCCAUGCUCCGCUCUAUCUUGCCGUCCAAAGCACACAAAAGAAACACCUCGGCUGGCGAUGCUCUACCAUCAGUCAUGCCAGGAACAAGCUUUAUAGGCAACGCCGGUUUUCUUCCGGCCGAUCACCCCCAUGCUCAGCCGUUGGGGGAAAGAGCACACAAUCGGGACGCCGCGGGUACACAACCCAGGAGGGAUGGGUUGCAUAAGAAGACAAAAAGCUCUGUAUCACUUAGAGCUCUGUUGAGAGACCGCGAGAAGAAAGAGAGUCGGAGCUCGUCGGACUCACCGGAUGAGGAGGGUUCAUUGGGAAAGACGAUGAAGAAGAUGAAGUCUACGGCUAGUCUGUCUGCUAUCUUGAAGAGGUCGAACCGAGGACGCAAAGGCGAGACUGUUGCUGAGCCAAAGGACAAGGAGAACCGACGACCAGUGUCAGAAGUUGUCUCUCCCAUCUGGGCUCAGUUCGCUACCCAGCCAGUGGAAGACCAGACGGGCAAUGUAUAUGUCCCAGAAAGUCAGAGGACAUUGGAAGACGAAAUGUCUCUGUAUACUCCAAAGCAAUACCUACCCUCGAAGCAACGGAACUUUUACGAUAACCAGCCUACUCUUGUCCAGAAGCCUAGACCCAAAUCGGACUAUAUCUCGUCCGGCACAAUGAAGGUCAGAGAAAUGCUCGGACAGAUUCAGCGCGUUCCGUCGGGCAAGCAGCGUCACUCGGAAAAGCAGGCUGAACCUCAGUCUGCACCUGAUGCUCGCUCCAUUCACGAGUCGAAGAGGAACUCUACCCAGAGCGGUGGUCGUGUGAUGGCGGUCGUGUCGGCGUUGGAAGCCAAAGACUCUACUCGUAAGGACCAGGACAGUAAGCAGAUUGAGAGUGAAUUUGAAAAGCUUCUGGACGCACGGAACAUUCCUAUGAAUAUGCGAGACAAGAUGAGAUCGCUUGAUACCAACAUCAAGGCUGACUUUAUCCAAAAGAAUCACGCCGAAAGUUCGAUCCCUAACUCCGCUACGUCUAGCACUUUUGAUAGUGCCGGCCGACGUGGAAGGAAGAAUGAUCGAUCUGCCCCCUCCCAAACUCGCGACAAGAGCUUGCGCUCACUUUCGCGUGCUCGUUCACCAUUUAGCUCUACAAGGGGAGAUACUUCACCUAAGAAACAUCAGAAAUCGAAUAGUGCCAGCUCUUUCAAGCGUCCAAAAUCAGUAGAUCUUUCACGGCCAUACAUGAUGCCUACUGCGUCCGCCUCUUCCACUUCAUUGCAUGCGAAGAACCAGACUGACACUUCAGCGGAUCCGGCCGAUUUUAUACAUUACUUGCGGGAAGUUCAAAAACCUGAGCUGGUCGAAGUAGGCAAGCUACACAAGCUUCGUCUCCUGCUACGGAAUGAGACCGUAGCGUGGGUCGACUCCUUCAUUGCGGGUGAUGGAAUGGAUGAAAUCAUUCAGCUUCUCUACCGCAUCAUGAAGGUUGAAUGGAGGGAGGAACAUGAGGACAACUUACUCCACGAAGCUUUGCUUUGUCUCAAAGCUCUCUGUACGACCUCUGUUGCUCUGCAACGGUUGACGGCCUUAAGCAAGGAGCUUUUCCCGGCAUUGCUGGGAAUGAUUUUUGACGAAGAGAAAAAAGGCCCCAGCGAGUUCACCACUCGAGGCGUCAUCAUCAGCCUUCUCUUCACGCAUCUUUCAACUGCUCCUGAAGGCGAAAUGCCUGCACGAGCCGCGGAGAUUCUGGCCUACCUGCGCGACCCUACCUCCAACAAACACCAGGUUGAGUUCAUCUCAAACAUUUACCAGCCCCGUCCAUACCGUGUGUGGUGCAGAGAAGUGACCAACGUCACUAAAGAAGUUUUUUGGAUUUUUCUUCACCAUUUGAACGUCAUUCCUUUGAGUCGUGACAAUGUUGUUGUUGAAAAGGAAGGAGAUUACUUCAAGAAACACUUCCCUGCACCCAGGCCCCCCGUACCAGCUGCUCCAUAUGUCGGCGGUGUUGAAUGGGACGCUACAAACUAUCUUGCCACGCACCUCGACCUUAUGAAUGGAUUGAUUGCGUGUCAGCCUACGCCCAAGCAGCGAAACGCUCUUCGGGAAGACCUCCGUGCUUCAGGCUUCGAAAAGGCCAUGGGAGGAAGUAUGCGCACUUGCAAGGAAAAGUUCUACGGCGCAGUCCACGACUGUCUGAAGACAUGGGUCUCUGCAGCUCGGGACGAUGGCUGGGAUUUCAAAUUCGUCCGCGAGGGACCAGAACCUGGGUCCCCCAAGAAGUCACCCAUUAAAACUUCCAGCAAGAAGCCUGUUGAAGAGCCACCAAAGCUGGCCCUUGACAUUGACCUGGAGAAAAAGUCUCCCAGUCGCAUUUGCGAUGUUGAUGGGUGGAUUUGA